AUGCACGUUCAACGUGGUAGUGGGAGCCAAGUAUAUCAUGGAGAGGAAGGAAAGAGUUUUUUCGUCCGCUGCGGUUACUUCUUCCCUGACAUCUCCCUUAUCGAUCAUCUCCUCAAAAUCAACGCGCUCGUCGUUUCCCCCAUCGCACGCAUUACGCAAACGAUGUCAGGUUCUUCAGACGAAUCGACCCCUGGCACCCCACCCCACCGCGCACCCCCGCGCCGCGGCCGAUACAGCGACGGCUUACCCUCGUACGUGAAAAGGAACGUCACUAGGGCAGCUGCUGCUGUUGCUGCGGGGGGCGUUGCAUCCGCUGCUAGUUCUGCUGCUGCUAAAGGAGGAGGGGCAGGAGAAGCCGGAGGGUCAAGCAGCGAAGUGGAGCGGGUUAAACUGAGGAUGCUGCUUGGUCCUGGGGAGGACGGCAGGUCUGCAGUGUCGGAUUGGAUCGCCAAUCCCCACACCCCAGGGACAAAGGUAAUCUGGUCUUGGAACAUUGCCAUCUGCCACCUCAAGCUGAACCAGAGGAGGAACAUGCGCACUUCCAAGACCAAGACGGCGGGGUGGUUCUGGCUACCGCUUGACACCACCGCGAUUUUCGAGAUGCAAGACACGUUUGUCGGGAGCGCAGAAGCGCGCUCGAGCUACACCCCGGGAAUGACCACGAACGUGCGAAGGAACCCGAACAGCUUCUACCGCACAACGAAGUUCCAGUACCGCCUUGUCCCCCUUCCCACCAUGAACUCCCCCACCUUUACCGACCUCCCACCUGUCACUUCCCGUGUCCCACCCCACUUCGUCGUCGUCGACACCGGGAAGAAGCUUUCGCAGCUGUAUGACUCGCACACGGGUGCCAUCGCGUUCGAGAGAGACUUUGCGUGGAUAAGCGACAGUGCAACCCAGGAUAUGAUGACGGCCAUGCAGAGGAUUUAUUUGGCGUGGAUGGGUGUGAAGCUGGAGAGGAGGUGGCUCGAGGGAGGACGUGAGGACGGAGAGGAAGAGGAAGAUUAUAGCGGCUAG
Cyclocybe aegerita is the source of this 1017-nucleotide messenger RNA. The record is from the annotation of a GenBank genome assembly. Lineage: Eukaryota; Fungi; Basidiomycota; Agaricomycetes; Agaricales; Hemipholiotaceae.